AUGGCAUUAAAAAUUCAUUACAGAUGUUUCUAUCUGUGCAUUGUAUUUUCAAUUUUACUUAAUGAAACAUACUCAAAAUCUGUAUAUCCACAUGCCCAUGGUCAGCGAUUGUCUAUUUCUCGUUAUCCACAUACGAAAGAUCGCAUGUUAAGAAGUAUUCUUGGUAAAUUAUUGAACGUUGAUACAAAUGUUAUUUAUACACCAGGCAAUGACAUACCACCAAUAGAACAAGAAUCAUCAACAAUUUUACCACAAACAUUAUUUGAUUUUAAAGCGCAGCAUACAUGUGUGACAGCUUGUUACGCAUGUCUAGGAGGGCCGUCAUCUUUGGAAGAAUCAAAUAUCAAGCGAUCGUCUGAUGAAAAUUGUGGGCCUAUGUGUGAUUGUGCCGAUAUGUGUUUCACUACUUCUUUAAAAGAAGUGAAUUUACAAUAUGGUGGUGAAAAAUCAUGCUGGUUACGAUCAUAUUUACAAGCAAUUUCUGACGAACCGGUUAUGUAA
Messenger RNA from Didymodactylos carnosus, 501 nucleotides. NCBI's taxonomy places the organism in Eukaryota, Metazoa, Rotifera, Eurotatoria, Philodinida, Philodinidae. The record is from the annotation of a GenBank genome assembly.